Messenger RNA from Pocillopora damicornis (cauliflower coral), 5324 nucleotides. RefSeq lists its product as uncharacterized. The record is from RefSeq and is a predicted model, not a curated record. NCBI's taxonomy places the organism in Eukaryota, Metazoa, Cnidaria, Anthozoa, Scleractinia, Pocilloporidae. Gene Ontology annotation, molecular function: metal ion binding. Gene Ontology annotation, cellular component: RNA N6-methyladenosine methyltransferase complex. Gene Ontology annotation, biological process: mRNA modification.
GGUUACCAAGGAGCAAGAUGGCGACGGAAGUAUUGUGAUCUCGCAGCAGCGUUUUAUUGAGAUAUUCUAAAUGUCGGGGACACGUUUGACAAGGAAGGUUACGGUAGAAGGAAGUAAGAAGCUUCCAGAAGGAAGUAGCCAGAGUUCGUCAUCGAGCUCAGGAACCAGGCGAAGUGUUUUUGACAGACUAGGUCCAGGGACAAGCGAACGUUCAAGAUCUAGAGAGUCAUAUCCUCCUGAAAAAUGUAGAAACUGGUUGCGAGAUGGAAGAUGUCAAUUUGGAAGAAAUUGUAAAUUUCUUCACGGACCAUUUUCUGAACCAAAAUCAAGAACUAAGAGUGUCAGAAGCAUUGUGAGAACUGAUGUUGACAGAUCAGAAGGAGAUGAUAGUGCCAUUACUGUUCGAACUCAAAGUCUUGAUAGUUUAGAGCCUGAUGAUGAUGAUGAGAAAGAAAUUUCAGUUCUGAAAAAGAAGAAACAUAGACCUCUGGAGGAAUCCUCUGAGCCAAGCAAGAAAAGUGAGAAGCUAAAGAGACGACAGCAGAUUGAUCAAGACUCAUCUCAAGGUGAGGGGGACGAUGGGGAUGACCACCGGAAACGAAAAAAGAAAGUGAGAAAGCGUCAACUCAGCGGUGGAGUUGUCAUCACCAAGCCCGAGAGUCCAGAGGAAGAGGAAAGGGACUGGGGAGACGAAGAUUACGAGGAGGAACGUAGCGAUUUGGAGUGGGAAGAGCGGGGUGAGCUGGACUACGAGCGGCAGCUAAAUUUAGAGAAGAGACGACAAGAUCUUCAACGCCAGCUGGCUCUUAUGGACGAAGAGGACGCCAAGAGGGAGAAGGCCGAACGGAAGGUGAAAGAUGUGAAGAAAGAGAGAGAUGAAGACCUCAAACCUGCGAUUCCCGUGGUUCAUAGCAAGCUGCACCCAGAGAAGUCGUCCGUAUCUCCUGCAGAUGAGUUUUCACCAGUCUCCUCACAGUCGACUCCGAAGAAAAAGAAGAAAAAGGCGGAUGGGGAAGGGAAGAAGGUGAAGGCGAAACGUAAGAUCUCUCCGUCAACAAAAGAGCUGAAAAAACGGAAAGGUGUUAAACCAGCUGCUGGAGGUUCAAAUGGUGGGAUUGUGGAGGAAAGACCUCAAAAAGUGACAGAUGUAUCACCCGAAAAGCCUAAAGCAUCUGUUCGAACGCAGCCUGAGUUUGAGGAAACAGCUACAGAAAAGCCACGGGUCCCAAAGAAGAAGCAGGUGAAGCCCAAAAAAAAAGAAAGCCAAGUAACCAGGAGUUCUGGGGAUAGUUAUUUAAGUCCCACGGGUUCCUCUGGGCAAAUACCUCCGCGAACUCUUCCACCGGAGGAGAUUCCAAGGGAAAAGAGAUCACCUACUCCGGAAGAGCAAAGGGUACCUGUGGAAAAACUGCGUCGUAGAACAGCUCUAUCGUCUCCAGAAGGCUCUAAUUCUCCAGCCCCUCCCUACGGCAGCGAGAGCAGGACUCGCAGGAGCACGGACCCUUCCGACGGAAGUCUUCGAAAAACUGUUCGUGAGGUCCACAAUAACGAGCCGCCGGGAGAAGCAGAACACAAAGUAAAAGUGAAAGGCCACGAGAAGCCUUACAGAGAAGAAAGAUCGCCUGGUACACCAGAACACGGACGAAGAGUAGUGGCAAUAAAAGAUACACGUCAUUUGGAGGAGGGAAGGAGCGAGAGACGAAAGAAAGUUGUUGAGGAAGAACCACCGCGCAGCCCAUCUCCCGAAGAUAUCCCCGCUCGGGACCCUAUCACACCACCCGGGGAACAGCGUAGACAUAGGACCACACCGCCCAGGGGAGACAGACGAGGACCACAGACUCCUCCGGGUGAACCUGAUUACGAUGACGCACCAAAGCAAGGCUCAAGUGACCGGGGUGCCCCUCGGCACCGUGGACCCUACACUCCACCUACCCCUAGCAAUCCCCCGGUGCGCAGUCGAGAUGAAAGAAAUCGCGAAGAAUUUCACGACGGGAGAUCUGAGUCGCUGCCUUAUCGCGAGGAGGCGUCUGUGCCUCGAAGCAAAGAGCGACCUGAACGUGAUACCAGGUACUCAAGACAGAGGGGUGAUGAUGGGGUCGACGACAUGUCGCGAGGUAGCCGAGGUCAUGCUUCAGUAGACGAAGAUUAUCCGAGGGCCCGACUUCGAGACGAAGAACCUGGCAGACUAAGACAUCGCAAUGAACGUCAGGACGACUAUCACCAACGCAAUCGCCCAAAAGAUGACCGAAGCGACGACUUUUACCGAGCUCGAGAUCGUGAGCCAGAUCGAAGUGACGACCAUUACCGAAGCCGGGCAGAAGAGCCCCGAGGCGGUGAACCACCACGCAGGAAACCUGAGGUAGACGAGGAAUAUCUUCGAAGACGCGAAGAUCGCGAUGAAGAUCAUUUACGUUCCCGCAAUCGAGAGUUAGAGAGAGACGAAGAACGUUCGCGACGGAGAGACGAUCGCAGUGACGACCAUCAACGAGGCCGUGUCCGUGACGAGCACGAAGAUGACAUGCAGAGGCCCCGAGGUGGGCGUGAUUUUCCCAGGCGUCCGUUCGAAGGGGGAGAUGAAAGACACUGGGAAGGGCGCGGUGAAAGAGACAACAGAGAGGUGCAGUUUAGCGACCGGGAUAGAAGGAGACCGGAUAUGCCUCGGCAAGACAUAUCUGAUAACCGCAGCCGUGAAAGAGCCGGAGAGAGACCACGUGACAGAGAAGGUCGUUAUCCACCGCCUGGGCCUGGGCCUGACUAUCACAGACGUUCGCCUCCCAUCCCCCACGGCUCACGUCGAUCACCUCCACCCCAUGGACCUCCGCGCGGGCCGCAUCGGUUUGAAGAGCGAAGACGUAGUUUAUCUCCAGGAGGACGCAGGGAGGAGGGUUAUCGCCAGGGUCCUCCACGAGACCAAGGCGGUUAUGGUAUGGGACGUGAGUCAGCGCAUGGGAGAGGGGGGCACUCCGCGCCUUUCGAAAACCGCGGUCGACCCGUCGAGAGUAGAAGAAGAAUUUCACCCCCUCCUAGACAGUAUGCAGAGCGUGGCCGAGGUGCCCCGCGAGGCAGAGGAAUCAGAGGGGGCCGAGGUUUUCCCGACAGAAGUCGGCCGCCAGGGGACCGGUACCAAGACCCUCCUCGUGAUAGAGCGGCGCCAUGGGAUCCCGAGCGCCGACGUGAAAGAGAUCAUCCACGCGACCGGAAUCGUCCGCACGACGAAUCGCGUGAUCGGGACAGACGUCCGAGAGGUGAACUGUCUCCAGGCCGAGGUCCAAGACACUGGGAGGAUAGGAGAGCUGGGAGCCCGGGACGAGUCGUUAGCCCAUCGCGCGACCGCCGUACGCAUGAGCAAGAGAAGAUACCGCGUGAAGCAGAGGAAGAGCGCAGGCGUCGUUCGGACGAAGAAGAAGAUGAAGAAUGGGAAUACGAAGAAGAUUUAGGAGACGAAAAAGAUAAGAUACCACGACAAGGAGAAAGAAAAAGACCUAGAGAAACAGGCUCGUCCAUAUCAACCAUCGAGUCGCCUGCGGGAGGGAAAAAGCGCCGAAGUGAAACCCCUGAGAUGGAAGUAACGCCAGGAGGGGAGGUGCCCGAAGGAGUCGUAAAACAGGAUGAUUAUGAGAAGGACGUCAUUGCCGCAGCUCCCGUCAAGCAAACCGCAAAACCUAAGAAAAAGAAGGUGGGGAAAAAAGGGAAAGGUCCAAAACCUGACGGUGAACCUGAUGUUGAAACUCAAAAACCACCAGAGCCGCCUGCAGAGUCAGAGGAAUCGCCGGAAGGUGAGAAGCCUUUUAAGGUUGAGAAAAAGCUGAAGAAAGAAAAAGGAAAGACAAAAGAGAAGGUGACGAAAAAGAAGAAGAAGAACAUCGGUGUGGUGGCAUCAGAGCCCGGACUGGGCCCAGAAAAAACCGAAGAGCCAACGAGCGUGACGGAAGAAAGUGGGGUAGCGUCGUCGGAAAAUCUUGGAGAAGUAACACAACAGUCCGAAGAGGAACUGAUUCCAAAGGUGGCUAAAAAACGCCGGCAUCCAGUUGCUCCUGAUGGGGAGGAAACGAAGAUGAAGGGUGGUGAUAAACCACCAAAGAAAAAGAAAAAGAAGAAACAUCAGCCCGAGGUUAUCGUUCAACCUUGGGCUGACCUUGAAGACGAGGAUGAAGAAAUGGUUCAAUACAAGUCCGAAGGUAACGAGCGCCAGGGUAGUGUCAAGGGUAGUCAGUUUGGACAGGUUGGGGACAUCGACGAGAAUAAAUCGUCAGACACAGUUGCAGAUGGAAGGAAGGAAACUGGAGAUGCUCCCAAAGAUGAGGAAUCCGUGACAGUGUUCAGUGAUUGGAGCGACGAUAGUCCUAUCGGAGACGACGCGUGGUCAGAUGUUAACGAACCGGAGAUUUCUGAGAGGAAACCGAAAAUCAACGAUAAGGAACGCGCAGCUACAAUGUCACCAGUUCGGAAUGAGGCGCCAACAUUCGACGAUGUUUACGACCCAAUAAGCGACGAUGAACUUGACGCCAUGUUAGGGGACGACGAUGAGGAUGCCAGAGCUGGGGUUUCUGAUAGUAAAGGUCCAUCUAGUGCUCCUAUGGCGGUUGAAGACGUUGAUUGGAGCGCGUUGGUCUCUGCGCAAAACACCUCAGACAAAACAGGAGAAGAACCCGGAGCUCACUUAAAGCGCUUUACACCAGGUCACGUGUUCUCACGCAUUGGAAUCUCUUCGUCGCUUGCUGGUCCGCGGUUAACCAAAUUGGUGCAAAAAGCGUACGCUGAGGUGGCAAAAGAUAAACCUUCAGUGACGGAGACAGGUGACACGAGUGAUGUCGACGAUGGGGGUGAUUCAAGAGUCAUAAACAGUAUUGGUGCGCUGGUGGCAGGUGCGGCUGCCAAAAGGCGCGAAAGAGGGACGUUAUUCACGGACGUUGGACCUUGCAGACGUGCACUGUGCGCCCGUAUGGAUCUGGCGAUGAGAAAGCGACUGAGGAGGCUGACUGGCAAGGUCGGUCUUUUCCAAGUGCCAUCAUCCGCCCCAGUCGACAACGAACUUUAUUCCAUGAGCGUGGCCUUGUACAAACACGAACAUUCUGCCAUGGACUCUUCUGUGACGAAGUUAAUCCCCUCCAGGGUGGGAGCGGUGCUUGCCACAGUGAAUUCUUAAGAUUCUUAAGCUAGGUUGCUUAAACCACAUUUGCUGGUCUGGGCGUCAAUUAGGAAAGUGGCCAGUUUUUAACUAUGAAAGAUAGCUCAGGUACUACAUUAUACUAACAAAAAAUACUCUUACUCAAGAACUAGAUUAUUGUCCGUUUGUGAAAUAAAGUAUGCCAAUAUUACAGUUA